ACUUUUUUUCUCCUCGCCAAAUGGUUGAUUCCUGCAUUUUCUAAAUAAUCAAAAGGAGUCUCAUCGCAUGCUUACACGUGAUUGCAACAAAGAGUUAACCAUCAUUUGUUCAUCUCCCUUCUGUUUUUUUUGCGCCAUAAUUUCCCCCGCGGAAUGAAUCUGGUCUGGAGCAGCAGACAGCGAUCCCAAAAACUCAAUAAAAUAUUAUCAUUGUCUGUUCAAAAGGUGUACGGACCUGAAAUUACUAUGACGCAAAGGCCAAAGUGAGAAAGUCCCGUUUUUGAAAACUCUCAAAUUGGUCCAACUGUCCAAUAAACUCUGUCUAUUAUUGCACCUCGUUGGCAAAGCUCUCGCCUUUCUACAUGUGUGAGCAGCAGAGUGUGCACACAGCACACAUAGCUAGCUAGCCACAAGCAAAAAAAGAUCUGGCAGCAAAGGUGAAGCUGAAAAGUGAAAACCCAGAAGAGAUGCCAAACAUCAUAGUGAAAGGAGGGAGCCGGCCGCCAUGGGUAGGGUUAGCUGCUGCUGUGUGGGUCGAGGUAGCUGCAGGGAAUGGCUACACAUUCCCUCUCUACUCCCCUGCGCUCAAAGCCGUGAUGGGUCUCAACCAGCAGCAGAUUACGAUACUGGGUGUUGCUAAUGAUAUUGGGGAGAGUGUGGGUUUGCUCCCUGGCAUCGCCUGCAACAAGUUCCCUCCAUGGGCUGUUCUCUCCGUUGGCGUCGUUAUGUGUUUCUUGGGAUAUGGCGUUCUCUGGCUGACUGUCAGCCAGACUGUUGUGGGCUUGCCUUACUGGCUGUUAUGGAUUGCACUAGUUAUUGGAACAAAUAGCAAUGCAUGGUUCGGCACAUCUGUUCUUGUAACUAAUAUGAGAAACUUCCCCCUCAGCAGGGGCACUGUCUCCGGUAUCCUUAAAGGCUAUGUUGGGCUGUCUGCUGCAGUUUACACAGUGAUAUACAACAUGGUCCUCAAGGAUUCUUCAUCCAACUUCCUAUUGUUCCUAACCCUUGGCAUCCCAGUUACAUGUUUACUGAUGAUGUAUUUCAUUCGGGUGUGUACUCCAGCUUCUGGAGAAGACUCUUCAGUGCAUGUCCAUUUUCUUUUCACUCAGGCUGCAAGCGUUCUGCUUGCCAUUUACCUUCUGACAACCACUAUAGUGACUGAUGUAUUUGCUCUAAGCAAUGCUGCUUGCUAUACAUUGGUUGCAAUCAUGGUGGUUAUUAUGGCUUCUCCUCUGGCUAUUCCUGUCAAAAUGACUCUAUUUCCUGCCAAGAAACGGAGCCCACCAACUUCUGCCUCAAAUCUUGCUGCUGCUCCUGUUGCUGAAGAAGGUGACUCAACCCCACCAACCGAGCAGCCUUUGUUGGUUCAAUCAGAAUCAGCAGCUUAUCUAGGGAAUUUCCUUGAGAAUGAGGAUUUUUCAGAUGUUGAAACACUUCUUGCUGUUGGGGAGGGAGCUGUGAAGAAGAAAAGGAGACCUAAGAGGGGUGAGGACUUCAGAUUCCGCGAGGCUGCAGUAAAAGCUGAUUUCUGGCUUCUUUGGAUGGUAUACUUUCUUGGAGUUGGUUCAGGAAUUACUGUCCUGAAUAACUUGGCCCAGAUCGGGAGCGCAUUUGAAGUUAAUGACACAACAAUGUUGCUUGCCAUCUUCAGCUUCUGUAACUUUGGUGGACGCCUUGGAUCUGGCGUUGUCUCCGAGUACUUUGUCAGGUCAAGCACGACUCCGAGGUCUGUGUGGAUGACAUUAGCGGAAGCAAUCAUGGUCAUAGUUUUUAUUCUGUUUGGUCUCGGUGUUGAUGGCAUGCUGUAUGUGGCAACAGCUCUGAUUGGUGUCUGUUACGGAAUCCUCUACUCUGUUAUGGUUCCAAUCGUUUCUGAGCUCUUUGGCCUAAAACAUUUUGGCGUCAUUUACAACUUUGUGCUACUUGGAAAUCCUGUUGGUGCUCUUCUCUUCUCAGGAGGACUUGCUGGGACUAUGUAUGAUGUCGAAGCUUCUAAGCAAGGAAGCUCCACCUGUGUGGGCCAUGAAUGCUUUAGGGUGACAUUCCUGGUUCUAGCUGCCAUCUGUGGAUUUGGCACUCUCUUGAGCAUCAUCUUGACUAUCAGAAUAAGGCCUGUUUACCAGAUGCUUUAUUCGGGGGGCUCUUUCCGUAUACCUCAGACUUCAGGACAUUGAUGAGUAGCGGAUAUAUAUAUUGUAUGGGCUUCCGAGAAAGAGCAAGUUUGUUUUGCAAAGGCUUGCUCUAAACCAGCCAUUCAGUAGUAUACCUAUUAUAUAGGAGCUCUUACAUUUGCAGGUAAGAGUUUGUGAAACGCUGUUGUUUAUUGGAGUUUUGUCAAAUGUUGUAUGUAAUGAUCUUCAAUAGCGAAGGAUCGUGGGGUUCGUGAUGUAUGAAGGCUACAUGCUUCCAGAUUUAAUAUAGAGAAAUAAGAUUGUUUUCCUAUGCUAUAUGGUUAAAUUCCCUUGACUCCUUAUUUUUGGAUUAGGGAGAUUGAUGUUACAAAACCUGUUCUUGGCAGUCUUAUGACAGUAUGGAUGUAUGAUACCUCCAAAAUCAUUUUGACCGACUGCAAUCAUAGUAAUUUACAGUAUGAGAAACUGUUUCCGGGAAGUAACAGGGCUUGGAGCCUCUUGAGAUGUGUUUUUAGUUCAGGAAAAGGAGUGAGCUAUUUAGUUCAACAGUAGAAUACUGGUUUUUCAGGUCUCUGGUGAAUUUGGGAGUUAAACGAAGAACCAGAAACAGAACACAGAGAAAUGGAACAUGCAAAGCUUUUCUAAGACUUGAGGAAGCAGACAGUAAAUCAGCCAUCACACAUUCUGCCUGGUUUCUAUAAUUUCAUUGCACAUUUGCACCAUGAUUACAAUUAGGUAAGCUGAAAAAUAUGACAUCAUAUGACAUAUAUGUUGCAAUAGAUUCCAAAUUCCACA
Molecule: messenger RNA, 2927 nt
Organism: Linum trigynum
Lineage: Eukaryota; Viridiplantae; Streptophyta; Magnoliopsida; Malpighiales; Linaceae
Source: the annotation of a GenBank genome assembly